UUGCAGCCUAGCCCAGAUGCUGAUCAGUCAACGGUAACAGGAGGAGAGGAGGAGGAGGAUUCUGACCAGGAGGAAGAAGAGGAGGAUGAAGAUGAAGAUGACGACGCCCUGCAGUGCAUUGCCUGUGACAAAACCUUCGCCAGUUUGGCUGCAAAACGCAACCACGAGGCCUCCAAGAAGCACAAGAAGCAAGUGGCCAUCCUGCGUGCCCUACUGCUGGAGGCAGACGCCAAUGCGGACAGUGCUGUGGCCGACGAGCUGACGGCCGCGGGCAUCACCCUGGAGGAUUCUGAACCGGAGCCAGAGGCGAAGCCAGACGUUAAGCUGACAAAACGUGCCAAGAAGGCCAGACGAAGGCAGCUGAGGGCUGCGGAUGCGGAAGAGAGGACAGAAGAAGAGGAGGAACAGGCAAACGGCGCUGAACCGUCGUUGCUUCCACGUUCAUGUUUCAAAAUCAACACCACACCGUUCUUCAAUUAUGCCUGUGAUGGCCAUCCGGCCAAGAGUCAGCCGACUGCCGCCCCGCAGGAGGCAUGUGUUUGCAAGGUCUGCUCCGAGGAGUUUCCCUCCAAGAAUAAACUGUUUGCGCACAUUAAGGAGUCCGGUCAUGCCGUGCUGAAGACAGUUGCCCCCACUGCCAAGGCACAGAUGCGUCCGAAGAAGUCGGCAAAGAAGUCGAAAAAGUGA
This is a messenger RNA of Dibothriocephalus latus, 687 nucleotides long. Lineage: Eukaryota; Metazoa; Platyhelminthes; Cestoda; Diphyllobothriidea; Diphyllobothriidae. The record is from the annotation of a GenBank genome assembly.